CACUAGCUGUGGUUGGAAUACAGAGAAUAUAAGGAACAUAUUAACUGAUUACGCGCAAAGAAUGGUGUUGCCCAUUGUUUGUUGUAUUUUUUCCCCAUCGGUAGUAUGACUGACUACUGGACGGGAUCCAUAGGGCACGGCUUUAGUUUGUUCUUGUCGGUCAGUCUGUUCAGAACGUAUUGUUCCGAUUCGAGCGGUUGGUAUUUACUUUGUCCGCAUGAAAGUAGAUCCGGAGUGCAAGAAGAUCUGUAUUUGUGGGGUGCCUAAGUGAAUUGGACCAUGGUUGUGGAUUUGAAACAUCUGAACGAUAGUUCCAGUUCAGGUGGGGAUGCUGAAGGAGAAAACAAUGGAACAGAACAGCGCGUACUACGUGAGAGCAGGGACCAUAUCGUGAUGGACAUGGCCAUUGAGAAGAUGCACCAGAAGAUGCGGACAAUCGUUGGAAGGCUUGAGAAAGACAUCGAGCGCAAGCUGGAUAUCCUGGUAGACGACGUGGUGGAUGAGGUAAAACUUUUUAACCUCAAAAACAACGAACUAAGACGGUUGUUUAAGGACACGAGUUUAUCUUCCGCGAAGAAAUCAUUAGACAAGCGAGGGGUGAAAAGCACCGAUCGACGACAACUGCCGGAGAAGGAAUUCACAGCCCGAAACUCGCUCCUGACGGACCUGUUCGAGGUGAAGCACAUCAAAACAAUUUAUCACAUAUUCGUCGUGAUACUUAUCAUCAUGUUUCUAAACACCGUGGUGCAUGACUUCGUUGACCGUGGAAGCAUUAAUCUAGGUCUACGCCCUAUCAAAGCCGGAUUUGGCCGGUUUCACAUAGCUCUUCUAGUUUGGAGUUGCAUGCAAACAUCCACGUUUUGUGUAUAUCCGUGUUUCUGUGCGUGGGCCAUUAUCCGGAAACGGUUCGGCAGGAAAGUGAGAAAAAUCUGGGACCUGACCUUCACCCUGGGGCUAGUGCUCUACCAAAUUCUUUUUAUUGUCCUUGUGAUCAAAGCAGUUCUGAUGUGGGAUCUACCACCCGCAUCUUCCGUUGCAGUGCUGAUGGAGAUGACGAGAUUUGUCAUGAAAGUGCAUGCCUUCGUUCGGAGUAACGUGCCGCGUGCGUGUUCCGAAUCGCGGAAAAGGCAUUCCGAAGCUAAGCCCACCCAUUCAACACUGGUCCCACCACGUUAUAAAUUUUUAUACUUCUUGUUCGCACCAACUCUUGUCUACCGUGACGAAUAUCCACGAACGAAACGCAUUCGCUGGCCGGUAGUAUUUCGACACGUACUGGAAGUGGUUGGAGUAAUCUUCUACAUCAGCUUCAUCUUCGAGAGAUUUCUGACGCCACUGUUCGACCGUUUCGGAGAUGCCCAAAUCAGCUCGGGAAAACUUGUGUUGACUCUGUUCAGCAGCAUAAUGCCCGGAUCGCUCUCUUUUUUGGCUGGUUUCUACUGUCUGCUUCACGCUUGGAUGAACGCCAGCUCCGAAUUGCUGCGAUUCGCCGAUCGCAUGUUCUAUCGGGAUUGGUGGAAUGCGUCGACAUUUCCGGACUACAUCCGAUCCUGGAAUCUGGUGGUACACGAUUGGUUGUAUACGUACAUCUACAAGGACUCCUGUGAGCAUUGGUUCAAGAAUUGUCGUUCGCUGGCGACCAUUUUGGUGUUCACCGUUUCGGCAGUGUUCCACGAGGUGAUUCUUGCCUUCGCGUUCCGGUUCUUCUACCCGGUGAUGUUCGUACAAUUUGAAUGUAUGGGACUGGUUCUGAUGUCUUUGACGCGCAACCUGAACAAAGGCAUUGGUAAUAUUUUCCUGUGGUUUAUGCUUUGCGUCGGAAAUGGUAUUCAGCUGUGUUUGUACAAUAUGGAGUACUACGCGAGGAGAAAUUGUCCGGUUAGUGGGACUUCGCUCGUAGACUAUCUGGUGCCUGUGUCGUGGACCUGUAACGGGAUCUCUCAUAACCCGAAUUGGACAAUCACUGCGCCGUGGGAUAUGGGAUGAAUGGGGGCUAGAUAAUUAGAUAGUUUGUAUAGCCGUAGAUAGUAUAUAAAUUAGGUUUAUGAAAUUGUAGGAUAUUGAAUGGUUUUGCCACUAGCAAUAAUAGCGAAUUUAUGUAGUAUUACAUAAUUUAUAGUUUAAUUUUAAAAGCGAGAGUUUGAAUCAAACGAUGAGUAGUUCAUUUGCGCUAGCAGUGAUUGAUUCGCGGUUAAUUAAGUCCUACAUCAUCCUACAUCACUGAUAAGCUGCGAAGAUGAGACUGUCUAUGAAACUCGGUCCUAAACAAUAAAUCAGUUUUCAA
Messenger RNA from Toxorhynchites rutilus septentrionalis, 2281 nucleotides. RefSeq names its product sterol O-acyltransferase 1. Bases 280 to 1983 code for a protein of 567 amino acids. NCBI's taxonomy places the organism in Eukaryota, Metazoa, Arthropoda, Insecta, Diptera, Culicidae. Gene Ontology annotation, biological process: cholesterol metabolic process. The transcript is spliced from 5 exons. The record is from RefSeq and is a predicted model, not a curated record. Gene Ontology annotation, cellular component: endoplasmic reticulum membrane.